AUGGAAAGGGCAGAAUCCCAGGACGAGAAUGUGGGAAAGGGGCCAUGGCUUAGAUUUAGGAGGAACAAGUCAUUGCUGGUGGCCUUGGUGAUUCAGGGGCUGGGGCUGCUGUUCUGCCUCACCUACGUCUGUCUGCACUACUACACUCUUCAGGCACAACAUACAUAUCCUCCAUUUGAAAGUAUCAGAGUACAGUUUACCAGGUGUGAGAACGGGAAAUGUUUCUUAGAAAUAGUCCAAAAUGUCCCAGAAACCAUGACGGUGCAGAACAACUCCAUUGUCAUCAACUGUGAUGGGUAUUAUCUCAUCUCCCUGAAGGGCACCUUCUUUCUGGACGUCGACGUCAACCUUCUAUACCGGAAGGACUGGAAGCCCCUUCUCCCCCUGACUAAGGUCAGGUCUAUGGAUGCUGUCACAGUGGCCUAUCUGGCUUACAAGGAUAAGAUCUACUUGAAUGUGACCUCUCAUACCUCUGGUGAUCCCUCCAGUAAUAACAUCACGGUGAAUGAGGGGGAACUGAUUCUCAUCCACCAGAAUCCUCCUGGUGCAUACUGUUUCCCUAAAGAUGGCCCUAGGGAGUCUGAUGGAAACUCCUAA
This is a messenger RNA of Elephantulus edwardii (Cape elephant shrew), 597 nucleotides long. It is a transcript of the gene TNFSF4, whose product is annotated as tumor necrosis factor (ligand) superfamily, member 4. Gene Ontology annotation, molecular function: cytokine activity; tumor necrosis factor receptor binding. The coding region runs from base 1 to 597 and encodes 198 amino acids. The transcript has 3 exons. NCBI's taxonomy places the organism in Eukaryota, Metazoa, Chordata, Mammalia, Macroscelidea, Macroscelididae. Gene Ontology annotation, cellular component: membrane. The record is from RefSeq and is a predicted model, not a curated record. Gene Ontology annotation, biological process: immune response.